UUCAGGGAUACGAGAGGGCUCUCCAUGGAUCUGCCUUAUUACCACGGGCCUCUGUCCAAGAGAGACUGUGAGACCUUGCUGCUCAAGGAAGGGGUGGAUGGCAACUUUCUGUUAAGAGACAGUGAGUCUCUUCCAGGAGUCCUGUGCCUCUGUGUCUCGUUUAAAAAUUUCGUCUACACAUACCGAAUCUUCAAAGAGACAUAUGGGUAUUACAAUAUACAGACUGUGGAAGGUGCUCGAAAACAGAUCUUUCCAAACCUAAAGGAAUUGAUCUCCAAAUUUGAAAAACCAAAUCAAGGGCUGGUGGUUCACCUUUCAAAGCCAAUAAAGAGAACCAGCCCCUGCCUGAGGUGGAGAAGAUCAAAGAUAAAGUUGGAAGAUAAUUAUGGUAAAAACUCUUACCCAGGGAUCAGAAAGGAACCUUAGUCCCAUUUCCACCACUGGCCUACUUUGUAGAAUCAAUACAGAUAAAUGCCCUUUUCUAUUAUGUCAUCUCUAAAAGGCUUCACCUACUGAGAGCACUUUCCACCUUGUUGGGAAGUGGUAUCUUUGAGCCCCUGAAGGUGGCCAACAUACAGAGCUCUCUGUGUGUAGAUAGCAGGGGAACAAGAGUGGUUCCUGAGCCCUCUGGAAGAGCUGACUUCAAACUCAUUCUGUGACCUUGUGCAAACCACACAGGUUUGGGUAUAGAUGGACAAAUAGGCAUAAUUUUCAAAUGAGAAAAUCGCUUCAACCCCUAACCCAAGGCUUAUCCUGUUACAUUUUGCUCAACAUUUGCUAAGCAUUCAUUUAUAUAGUGUUAGGGGACAAAUUAUUUCAGAUAUGUCCCUAAAGGUAUUAAGCCAUGGUGGAAAAUGAGAGACGGUCAGUAAAUUUAAGUGCAGAGAAUCCAUGCUGAGGCCUCUCAAAUCAUAUCACGAGCAGCUGCUCUUGCUUACCCACAGCCCUUGAAUCUGCUCUCAGAAAAUAAUCUAGUAUCUGUCAGUUACAGCCUAGUUUGAAUUUAACUCAGACUUCCUGAGACAUUUACGAUCUAACUCUAUGGGAUGUACGGUUAUACUCCCAGUUAAAGGGAUUUCAGUUAUCAGUGGGCAGGUGAUGGUGAUGGGAGCAGAUGUGCUAGCUAGGGAGAAAGGCAGAGGACAGAGAGUUCUGGGGAGCCUGCAGUCACCCCACACACAUUCUACCCUGUCUACAACGAAGUCGCCUUUUAGGCUGCCACAGCCAGCUUCUCACCUCCCCAACAGACUAAGAAUAGCUUUUUAAUGACUAAAAUAAAAACUCCUCCUCUACCAUUGUUUCUC
Ceratotherium simum simum (southern white rhinoceros) is the source of this 1304-nucleotide messenger RNA. The record is from RefSeq and is a predicted model, not a curated record. NCBI's taxonomy places the organism in Eukaryota, Metazoa, Chordata, Mammalia, Perissodactyla, Rhinocerotidae.